GCACAAACAAUUCAAAUUUAUCACAAAAACACCCUUCAAUUCUCAACUCUCACAACUUUAAUACAUAAAACUCACUUUAUUCACAUACACACCAAUCAUUAUAUUCACACUAACAGUACACAACAAAUUCAUCAUCAUCAUCAUCAAUGGGGGCAUUAACAGCAUCACUGAUAGCAAUUGCAGGUCUAGCAUUAGGCUGGAUCACCAUCGAAAUCGCCUGCAAACCUUGCCUCGAGAGUGGCCGUGAAGCCAUUGAUCGUAACCUAAAUCCUGAUUACGAUCCAGACGACGAUGAUCCUCGAUUGCCUCUCAAUCCAAACCCUACGCCUUCAGAUCACACCGUUGAUUCCACCUCUACAACCGUCAAAAUCGUCUGAUCAAAUAACGUUGAACCUGUUAAACCGGAUGACGAAAGCUUGGUUGGUGAAGAAGUUGUACCGCCGAUAAAUUAGGUUAUACCGGUACCGGGCCAAAACUAAUUUAUGCAUCCAAAAAGGUGAUAAUUUAUUUUCUUAAUAAAACCUAGCGAUAAUUGAAUUUUGGAUUAUGAUUUAUUCUAUAAUAUUUUUAUUCUAGAAUGAUGUAGUUUUGGAUUAGUUUUUGAGUUGAAAUUGUAUUUAAUGAAUUUAUA
This is a messenger RNA of Helianthus annuus (common sunflower), 631 nucleotides long. RefSeq names its product outer envelope membrane protein 7. The transcript has 2 exons. Bases 147 to 377 code for a protein of 76 amino acids. NCBI's taxonomy places the organism in Eukaryota, Viridiplantae, Streptophyta, Magnoliopsida, Asterales, Asteraceae. The record is from RefSeq and is a predicted model, not a curated record.